AUGGCCGAUGACGAUUUCAGUAAACUACUGCAACAAGCAGAACAAUUAACCACUGAAAUCGAAGGCAAUGAAGAGUUGCCGAGAGUAGAACGUUCUUUGGGCCAGGUGCUUGAGGCGUCCCAGGAGUUGUAUUCAAGAGUUAUCCAGUCAGGAGCAAAUGAUAUCCAAGCACAUCUUCUGUUUGGUUCAAAAGGAAUAGAUUUACAACAGAUAUCACAAAAACUUGAAACUCUCAGCUCCAAACGAACUUUCGAGCCACUCCAACCUAUAGCCGACUCUGACAUUGAAAGCUUUCUAAGGAACGAAAGAGAAAAUGCAAUUUUAUCUUUAAUUGAUGAGGUUAACAAAAACUCCCUACAAACUACUGAAGAUCAGAAAUGGGAACACAUGCUCUCUGAAUGGAACAGAGAAAAGAUUAAGUUGAUGAAUGCUAUGAUUGGUCCUUCUCAAAAUUGGCUGGACCUGAAGAGGACCCCAGAGCCACCAAGUAUUGCAGAUGCACCAAAGAAGUUUGGGCAUUCCAUGCUUGACAACAUAGAGGCUGCAUACUCUAGACAAGUACACCAGUACAACAAGCUUGUGUUCCAAGGAUCUAAAUCAAGGACAGCUUUACAUCAGAAAUUCACACAAGUUGCUGAAGAAUUUAAUGACCCUAAAGUUAAGGAAAUGUGGGAGAUAAUAAAGACAAUGGCGAAUAUUCCAGCCCUAGUUAGAGAUGAGGACCCUCUGAAGGCCAGAGGCAACCCUACCAUACAACAAUGUCUUGUGGCUCAAGGAAAGAAAUAUUUAGAGAAAAGAUAUAAACUGUACAUGAGCGAUGUCGUGCGUGCGAACCCUGCAGCAGCGAUGCGUGGUGGUGAGCCUGGCACGUACCCACUAGUGCGAGGGUUUGUAGGGCUCCGCUUACAAGGACAGAAUGUGCAGGUGUUGACUGACGGCGUCAUUGAUGAACGCCCGCUCUGGCCUAUGGUCUAUUACUGCCUUAGGAGUGGAGAUGCCAAUGCUGCCCUGCAUUGCCUAAGAAAGGCAGGCCGAGAUCAUGAGGAAUUUAUAUCAGCUCUUGAAGAAUACAUAAAGAAUCCAGAGAAACCUUUAAGUGAUAAACUACAAACCGCUAUCAACUUCCACUAUAGAAUACAAGUGCGAAACUCUACAGAUCCUUAUAAACGAGCUGUAUAUUGCGUCAUUGGUUGCUGUGAUCUAAGCGACGAACAUUACGAAGUGGCGCGCACAGCAGACGAUUACCUGUGGCUCAAACUUUCUUUCAUCAAGUCACGCAGCAACAAUGAGGCCGAAACAUUCUCUUAUUCUGAUUUACAGAAAAUGAUUCUAGAGGAAUAUGGUGAAACUCAUUACCAUGCUUAUGAGAAACCAGUUGUGUAUUUCCAAAUGCUCACUUUGACUGGACAGUUUGAACCUGCAAUUGAGUUCCUGUCGAGAAUUCCAAGAUUCCAAGUACAUGCUGUGCAUAUGGCAUUAGCUCUUCACGAUGUAUACAUGUUAGGUACACCGCGCAACGUUCAAGCACCGUUAUUGUCAGUCGACACCGACGAUCCACCACCGCUCCGUCGUCUGAACUUGGCAAGACUUUUACUGCUGUAUGUCAGGAAGUUUGAACUCACUGAUCCAUCUGACGCUUUACAUUAUUACUUUUUCUUAAGAAAUCUUAAAGAUCCCAGUGGAAAGAACUUGUUUAUGUGUUGUUGCACGGAUCUGGCUCUUGAGAGUCGCGACUAUGACUUGCUGUUCGGGCGAAUGGACGCAAUGACUGGUCUGCGCAGCCCUGGCCUACUGGACCAAUUCAACAACCCACAUAUUGAUAGCAAAGUUAUAGCUCUAAAUGUAGCAGAGCAGCUGGUGAACAAAGGCCUAUUUGAAGAUGCCAUAACAAUGUAUGAUAUUGCUGGGAACUUAGAGAAGGUCUUAGAACUAUUCUGUGUUCUAUUAGCACAAGUAGUGAAUAGUGGCGGAGGUGCGGGUGGGUUACGUCAGCGCCUGUCAGUUCUCGCUGAGCAUGUGUCAAAGAGAUUACGCUCGGCUGACGGCAGCUCGCUCCCGUCUGCUUUGGUUGAAGCCUACACUAAACUAUGCAAGUUGAUGACCUUCUUUGAUCAGUUCCACAGCGAAAAUUUCGAAGGCGCUAUUGAGACACUUCGUGAUUGUGAAUUAGUGCCGUUGAAUGCAAGUGAGCUAGAUGCUCGCGUAUCGGCUGCGCGCACGGCGCGUGGUGAGCUCUUGCGUAGUUUGCCUGCUGUGUUGCGAGCACUCUGCAAUAUUCUUCUAGCGCAACGACAAAAGUUACGCACAGCAGCUCAAGCCCAACCACUUGCAUCACAGAACAAUAAGCAAGUGGAAUGGCUACGUGAACAAGCUGAAGUACUGAACACCUUUGCUGGUAACAUUGCGUACAGAAUGCCAGGCGACACCUACAGUCAGUUGGCGCAGAUGCAGAUACUGAUGCACUAA
Messenger RNA from Spodoptera littoralis (African cotton leafworm), 2466 nucleotides. The record is from the annotation of a GenBank genome assembly. NCBI's taxonomy places the organism in Eukaryota, Metazoa, Arthropoda, Insecta, Lepidoptera, Noctuidae.